AUGGAGUAUAGGUUUAGUUAUGAUCCUUCUCAACCUAUUAGGGAGAAUGACCAUGUGCUAUUAAUGGAUCACAUUAAGAGGUGUUUUGUAAUCAAGGUGGAGAGAAACAAAUUUGUUAAAAUCUGUAAGGAUAAAUUCAAAAUCGAUACCAUAAUUGGACUCAAUUACGGAGUUAUUUUCACCAAAGUCGACAACGAGUGGAUUAAGGUCGACAGGAGGGACGACAGGCACGGAAGCUACUGGGACCUGCUGGAGAGCGAGUACCAGGACCAGGAAGAUGCGGACUCGGCCCCCUCGAAGGACUUUCGCAGCAUCGCAGACGACACUAGGUCCCAGAAGUUGACGGCCGACGACAUAAAUGAGAUGAAGAAGAACGUGAACGCCUCGGAGCUGAUAACUGCAAUCGUUCAGAAUUCUGAGACCUUCCAGUCGAGGACCUCCAUGUCGAAGGAGAAGUACAUUCGUCGCAAGGAGUUCAGGCAACAAUGCCUGCGCAGGUACAUGAGAUUCGAAUCUCUUGGAAUGAUGCUGCACUCCGCAAAUGUGCAGCAGGGGCACCGGUCAAUCGUGUUUGACCACUCUCUGGGCCUCAUUACGGGAGCAAUCGCACAGCGCUUACAAGGCACUGGUAAAAUAUACCGACUUGUUACCAAGGGCGUGUCUGACAAAAUUGUGCACGAAUUGGGGGUAAACUACUAUGACAAUAUACUCUCUGUGGACUAUGAACAGGUCAUUAGGUACUGCGGAGGCCAGGAACUCGUAAAGAGUGGAGAACCGUCUGAUACGGGAAGGGAUGAAGCUGACGCCGAUCAACCAGCCACUGUGGUCAACGAGCAGGAGUCGCAGUCGAACACUGAGGAUGCCGAUGCUGAUCCAGAUGCAGAUGCUGACGUUGACUCUGAGCAGCCAGUAAAAAGGAGAAAGAAGGACACACUGCCAGGCAUUUACCCCCUGAGCAACGCAACUGAAAGUGACCUGGAGCAGGUUGACCUUGUUAUUGGCAACGUGUCCUUUAACAAGUGCGGCAAGAACAACCCCCUGGUUAACCAGUACACUGCCAGUUUAAUGAAAAUCGCCGACAGGUUUCUUAAAAAUGACGGGAGACUUGUCAUGUUUGGGCAACACUUUCAGCCGCUGUCGCAGUGUUACGCGACGAUGACCCGAUCCAGCCAGUACGUCAACGUGAGGCUCGAUGAGACCUUCCUGAGGGAGUUCCAGGUACUGUCCCCGAUUUUACUCUCUCUUCAGAUUAAGCCCAUGUGCACGCACCCUGUGAUCACCAAGUGCAGGCCCUGCUGUGGAUUUAUACUGUCUGCAAUUAAGAUAUCUGGUGAAGGCCCUGUAUAG
Molecule: messenger RNA, 1347 nt
Organism: Theileria orientalis strain Shintoku
Lineage: Eukaryota; Apicomplexa; Aconoidasida; Piroplasmida; Theileriidae
Exons: 6
Coding region: 1-1347 (448 amino acids)
Biological process (GO): tRNA methylation
Cellular component (GO): nucleus; tRNA (m1A) methyltransferase complex
Source: RefSeq, a predicted model, not a curated record